Messenger RNA from Cyphomyrmex costatus, 1135 nucleotides. RefSeq names its product DNA repair protein XRCC3. Lineage: Eukaryota; Metazoa; Arthropoda; Insecta; Hymenoptera; Formicidae. Bases 381 to 1127 code for a protein of 248 amino acids. Gene Ontology annotation, biological process: telomere maintenance via recombination; double-strand break repair via synthesis-dependent strand annealing; t-circle formation. Gene Ontology annotation, molecular function: ATP binding; four-way junction DNA binding; ATP-dependent DNA damage sensor activity. Gene Ontology annotation, cellular component: Rad51C-XRCC3 complex; replication fork. The record is from RefSeq and is a predicted model, not a curated record. The transcript is spliced from 5 exons.
UUAAAAAAAAAAAUGAACGCGAUUUUUUUUUAAAUGUUGAACAUAAUUUUUAUAGAAAAUAUGCACUAUAUAUGCCUUCUUUGCAUUAUCUAGUACUUUUUUCUUUGUAUUGUGAUAUAUUUCUUGCUAUUGACAAAAGACGGCGCCACAAUCGCAAGAAAAAUAAUGACCAUAAUGAGUACCAUCUGAUAUCCAAUUUACUAGAGCACGUUCGGGAACGUUGAAAUUCAAACCGAUUAUUUGAAAUGUUAAUUAUAUUAAACAAUUGUAAACAAUGUAAAAGUAAUAUAUACGUAAUAUACGAUAUAUCAAACUGUGUUGGAGAUCAACUUCGAGAUAGAGAGAAGAUCCGUUAGAUAUUGUCUAACAAGAAAAGAAAAAUGAUGGAUGCAUCAUCUAUUAAGCAAAGGAUUUUGACAACCGGUUGCUCGAAACUGGAUGCAAAACUCGGAGGUGGCAUACCUUGCAGGGGUAUCACACAGCUUUAUGGUGCUGCCGGCACUGGGAAGACACAGUUGGCUCUACAAUUGUGCCUCACCGUUCAACUGCCGAUAACUGCUGGUGGUCUCGGAGCUGGUGCCAUAUACAUCUGUACAGAAAGUGCUUUUCCUUCAAAACGAUUGCAGCAAUUGCUGGAGAAGUCAGAGAUAGCUAAAACUCAUUCUGUGAAUGGAGAUGUGAUAUUUGUGACCCAUAUAGCUACCAUUGAAGAAUUGGUAUUAUGCCUCCAACGCAAGGUUCCAGUGCUGAUGAAUGCUCGUAAAAUAGGGUUGUUAAUUAUCGAUUCGAUAGCUGCCCCUUACAGAAUAGAGGAUUGGGAAGAUCCGUUACAAGGCAAAACUAAAAGGAGCAUUGGAAGGCAAUUACACGAACUUUGUAAAAACGAUGACUUGUGUGUGAUCUGCAUUAAUCAGGUUUCUGCAGUUAUAGAUGGUCACAGAUUUAUUUCUGAAGAUGCAAACGAACAACCAGCUUUAGGAGUCACAUGGUCGAGUAUGAUAACUACUUCCAUAUAUUUCUACAGAAAACUGUCUUCGCGAUACGCUUGCAUAAUGCUUGCUUCGCAUUUGCCCAGAAUUACUUUCCAAUUUGAAGUAAAAGAAUCUGGUGUCAAGGCUGUUGAAUAAAAUCUGUG